Messenger RNA from Danio rerio (zebrafish), 520 nucleotides. It is a transcript of the gene batf3, whose product is annotated as basic leucine zipper ATF-like transcription factor 3. The record is from RefSeq and is marked provisional. Gene Ontology annotation, biological process: regulation of transcription by RNA polymerase II; regulation of DNA-templated transcription. Lineage: Eukaryota; Metazoa; Chordata; Actinopteri; Cypriniformes; Danionidae. Gene Ontology annotation, molecular function: DNA binding; DNA-binding transcription factor activity; sequence-specific DNA binding. Gene Ontology annotation, cellular component: nucleus.
AUCAUGUCACUUUUCAGUGCGUCAAGUAACUUCUCUCGAAGUGAUGCUCCAGCUCUACGGUUGUAUCGACAGAGCGAGAGCUCUGAUGAUGACGAUAAAAGGGUGAAAAGAAGAGAAAAGAACCGAGUUGCUGCACAGAGAAGCCGCAAAAGACAAACGCAACGAGCUGAUGAGUUACACGAGGCGUACGAAUGUCUGGAACAGGAGAACAGCCUGCUGAGGAAGGAAGUUCAGCUUUUGAUAGAGGAACAGCAACGCUUGACAGAUGCCCUCAAAGCCCAUGAGCCAUUGUGCCGUAUCUUAACCUGUGGUAUGACCCCAAUAACCAGGUCCACAGGCACAGUGCCACCUGAGUUUACGUCUAGAUAGAGACUCACAUAUGAUGCUCAUGAUGUCUGAAUGUACAUUUUAAUUACACGUUUGCUUAACUUAAAAUGCUUAUCAGCAGUGUUACAUUUUUAUACAAAUUUUUGUAUUCAAUGCAAAAUAUAAUACAUACAGUAAACUUUUUCUUUUGUGA